GGGGGGGCACUACAGUCCCCAGGAAACCCUACACGAGGGAAGGCAGAGGCUGGGAGGGACUCUGGGAAGCCAUGGACAUCCAGAGGCUGCAGAAGGUACUGAAAGAUUUUGAGAAAAGUGGGGGGAAAGAAAGUUUGGCCUGUCCUGGAUCAGUGUUUUGUCAUGUAGCCAAGACUGAAGAAACAAUGAUUCAGUGGUCCCAAUUGAAAGGCUGUUUUAUAAUCAAACUGGAGAAAGUGAUAGAUGAUUUCAGAACUUUAACUCCCAAACCGACAGGUCCUUCAAAUCCUAAUGUAGAAUAUAUUCCCUUUGAUGAAAUGAAGGAAAGAAUACUGAAAAUUUUCACUGGAUUUAAUAGUAUCCCUUUUACUAUUCAGCAACUUAGUGAAUUGAGAACAGAUCCAAGGAGAAACUAUACAGAAAUAGACAAGUUUCUCAGAGGAGCAGAAAAGAAUGUGAUGGUUAUUAGCUGUGUGUAUCCUUCUUCAGAGAAAAAUAAUUCAUAUACUGAGAGUUCUAACACAAAUGAGCCUGGAACACCCAGGGCACUUAAUUGCCCAAAGAUUUCUUUGUCAGCCCCCUUGAAAACAAAUGGCUUGCAUGAGAACACAGAGAGCAAAGAGUCAAUCUUACAGCAAAAUGAAGAGAAAAAUCCUAGUGAUCCUUCAGAAUCUGAAUCAGAAUUUUCCUCCAUGAGCCCUAUAAAAAAUAAAUAUCUAGGUGAAGACACUGUGGAAUCUGAGGGGCAUGAAGUAAAAAGCCUCAGAUUUGACAAAGAAGGUGAAGUCAGAGAGACAGCCAUAGCCUCCAGUGAGAUUUCUUCAGUUAUGGAAAAAGAAAAAGAAGCAUCAUUGUUAACUCAGGAUAAACACAAAGAAAGUAGCUGUACCAGGCAGCACUGUACAGAAAAAGAUGAAAAAGAUGAUGAUGGUGAAGAAGAAUCUUGUAUGACAUCAAGAGACAUGAUCCCAGAAAGAAAAAAUCAAGAAAAAGAAUCUGAUGAUGACUUAACUGUGAAUAAAGAGACUUCUGAGGAAAAUAAUCAGAUGAAAGAAUUAGAUCUGUCUCAAGCUGAGAAAUAUUUACAUUCUGAAAGUAGUGAAAAUACAGGCCCUGUCAGUAGUUCAGACUGCCAUGAAACAGAAGAAUUAGCAGGCUCUAAUUGCAGUAAAACUGGAGAUGGUCUCUCAGAAUCAUCCAUGGAAAAUGAUGAGGAAACCUCAGAAGUCACAGAUGAACCAAUGGAACAAGACUACUUAGAAACAUUUAGAUAA
Molecule: messenger RNA, 1274 nt
Organism: Cavia porcellus (domestic guinea pig)
Lineage: Eukaryota; Metazoa; Chordata; Mammalia; Rodentia; Caviidae
Product: serine/threonine-protein phosphatase 4 regulatory subunit 2-like
Cellular component (GO): cytoplasm; nucleus; protein phosphatase 4 complex
Molecular function (GO): protein phosphatase regulator activity
Source: RefSeq, a predicted model, not a curated record